GUGGACUUUGAGCUGCUUGUCAUCGCGAGGAUGCCGUUACGGAGUGUGUGAAAGUGCCUGCAGCUCUCGCUCUUGCUAUGCCGCGGAGUCUCAUGUCCAGUGAGGAGGAGAUGGCUCAGAGUUUCUCCGACUCAGGCAGCUCGGAGUCAGACAGCUUGAGAGACGAGCAACCAUGUGUAGAGCGACCGAGUAGCAGCCGCGGUGACUCCUUACUCAUCUGCGUCGUUAUUCCUGACCUGCAGCAGUCUAGGUCCAUGAGGUUUAAGGCUGAUUGUACAGUCUGGGCAGCCAAACAGCAGAUCCUGUGCACACUAACGCAGAGUCUGCGAGAUGUGUUGAACUACGGCCUCUUUCAGCCGGCUGUGGAUGGGAAAGAAAGCACCUUCCUGGAUGAGGAAAAGCUCAUUCGAGAUCACACCUUCCCUUCCAACAACGAUGUGCCCACCCUCGAGUUUCGCUACAAGAGCCGAGUGUACCAGCAUGCCAACAUCAAUGAAAAGCAGAUUGAAAAGCUUCAUACGCAGGCCAACCUGAAGAAGUUUCUAGAAUUUGUUCAGCAUCAUCAGGUGGAUAAAGUGACCAAGCUGCUUGAACGAGGUCUCGACCCCAAUUACCAUGACUCAGACACCGGAGAGACACCUUUGACACUGGCUGCCCAUCUGGACAACAUGGUAGAGAUGAUCAUAGCGCUGAAAAAUGGAGGCGCUCAUUUGGAUUUUCGCUCCCGAGAUGGCAUGACCGCGCUGCAUAAAGCCGUCCGAGCCAAGAACCAGAUCACUCUUAAGGCCUUGCUGGAAUUAGGUGCGUCUCCAGACUAUAAAGAUGGGCAGGGUCUGACUCCGCUCUACCACACCGUAACUGUAGGGGGCGACCCAAGCUGCUGCGAGGUGUUACUACAUGCUCAAGCCACUUUAACUUGCCACGAUGAGAACGGCUGGCACGAAAUCCAUCAGGCUUGUCGAUAUGGUCAUGUCCAGCACUUGGAGCACCUCCUGUUUUAUGGAGCUGACAUGCGUGUCCAGAACGCCUCUGGGAACACACCUCUCCAUAUCUGUGCCCUCUACAAACAGGAGAAUUGCGCCAGAGUUUUGCUGCUUCGUGGAGCCAGCAAGGAGGUGAAGAACUACCGUGGGCAAACUCCUUUUCAGGUUGCCAUCAUUGCAGGGAACUUUGAGCUGGCUGAGUUCAUAAAGAGCCACAAAGACGACAGCAUUGUGCCCUUCCGGGAGGCUCCGACAGCAGUGGUGGUGAGCUCGGGCAGGAGCAGGCCUCAGCAGCCUCAAGCAGGCCGCAGCACUCUGGCCGCACCUCGUGUGCUCCUGCGGUCAAACAGCGACAACAACCUGAACGUUAACAAGCUCUCUGCGCCACACACGCCCUCGCGCUCGCCCUCGCCCCUGCGCAGCCUGUCACCCCGCAGGCCCCAGCAGAUGCAGAACAGCUCCAAUGGCACGGUAAAGAGCAUGGGCCGGGGGGCCAGGCACCCCCCGCGCAGCCGCUCACCCUCGCUGGGCCGCCUGGGGGACGGCGACGCCCGCAGACAUCCGCCCCAGCGCCACAGCAGUCCACGUCCCGGGCGUGAUGCUUUCUCUGGAGCAGAGACUCCAGGGUCCAAGCGGCGGAUGUACAGCGCCGUGCCAGGGAGACACUACAUGGUGGUGAAGUCUUAUCAACCUCAGGCUGAGGGAGAAAUCGCCCUGUACAAGAACGACAGAGUCAAAGUACUCAGUGUUGGUGAAGGGGGAUUCUGGGAGGGAAGCGCUCGAGGUAACGUCGGUUGGUUUCCUUCUGAAUGUGUGGAGGAAAUUCCCAACAAAGCUAACGAGGAUCGACCCUACGCUCGAGCGGACCGGUCGGAGAGGCGGAAGCUCUUUCGGCAUUACACAGUGGGAUCCUAUGACAGCUUUGAUGCUUCGAGCGACUGCGUCAUCGACGAGAAGACCGUGGUCCUGCAGAAGAAGGACAACGAAGGUUUCGGCUUCGUGCUGAGAGGGGCGAAAGCUGACACCCCGAUCGAGGAGUUCAGCCCGACCCCAGCCUUUCCCGCCCUGCAAUAUCUGGAGUCUGUGGACGAGGGUGGGGUCGCAUGGCAGGCCGGACUACGCACUGGAGACUUCCUUAUCGAAGUUAACAAAGACAACGUGGUAAAGGUGGGCCACAAACAGGUGGUUAAUAUGAUCCGGCACGGGGGAAAUCAUCUCAUCAUUAAAGUCGUGACCGUCAGCAGAAAUCUCGACCCUGAUGAUACGGCUCGAAAAAAAGCUCCAGUCCUUCCAAGGAGAGCUCCAUCAACUGCCCUUUCCACUCGCUCCAAAUCCAUGACCUCAGAACUGGAGGACUUGGUGGAUAAAGCUACUUUGAGGAAAAAGAAGGAUAAAGUCGAGGAGGUUGUCCCGCCACAAAAGCCAGUGUGGGACAACGCGAACGUGGACGUGAGGGUGGCAGCUGUUAAACCGCGCCCCACAAGCAGGUGCUUUGCCGUGGCCUCAGAAAUGAAUUCACUGUGCAACAGCCAGGAAAUGUCAGUGGAUUCUGCACCAGUAACAGCCACUCCUAAAGGCCCAUUCCUGGGUAUACCAAAAGGAGCCAUUCGCCGACAGACAUCUAUAGGUGUAACUGAAGAAGAAAAGCAGUUUCUUACUCCUCCCAUGUUAAAAUUUACAAGAAGCCUAUCUAUGCCUGACACAUCAGAAGACAUCCCCCCACCACCGGCUAUUUCCCCUCCAUCUCCUCCCCACAACAAUGCCCCCACACCUGCUGGACAUGGUUAUGGCACAAUCCGACCAGGCUUCACCCCUCAAAGUCCUACUGUGAACAAUGCUCCUUCAGACAGAGGAGACUCAAGUCCUGGUCCAGGUUGGAGAGACCAAGGCAUGUAUUACCAAAAGAAUUCUGAACAGUAUGAUGCUAAAGACUACAGCAACAGUCCAACUGCUCAGCAGAGCCUUCACAUGCGCCGAGCCCAGAUUCCUGAGAACCCAUAUUCGGACGUCGGCAAAUUGGCGAAUGCUGCACUGUUUGUUCCAAACAAGCCUGCACGGAGAAAGGGCAUGCUUGUGAAACAGUCUAAUGUUGAGGAUAGCCCAGAGAAGACCUGCUCCAUUCCCAUACCCACCAUCAUCAUCAAAGAGCCUUCCACCAGCAGCAGUGGAAAAAGCAGCCAGGGCAGCAGUAUGGAGAUUGAAACUUCAACGCCCGACCACCCAGGCCAACUCCGCCCUGACGAUGGCAUUAAUACAGGAAGCCCUUUUGCACCUGCCAUAGCUUCUAGUUCCGGCAGGGAAAAACGGCUGGAGGUUCACAGAAAUUCCCCAUCGUUUAGAUCCACAGAUGCUGGUGAUGAGGAUGUGGCUCCCGCUCCUACCCCUCGUCUGCGACACUCAAAGUCCAUUGAUGAGGGCAUGUUCAGCAGUGAUGAGCGUCUACGCCGGCUCAUGGCUCCCCCUUCAUCCCUGCUUAGCAUCCCCCGAGGAGGGGGCAAUGUAACAGACUUUAACAGCCCCGAGCCAACCAUGGUGCGGGAGUUACUCAACACUAGAACAGGUCACAGUCCCAUUAGCCUGCCAGCUCACAAGACCUACAGCUCAGGGAGCGGGAACUAUGUUCACCCUGUCACCGGAAAACCGCUAGACCCCAAUUCUCCAUUAGCCUUAGCAUUAGCUGCCAGAGACCGGGCCAUGAGAGAGCAGUCACAGCCUUUGCCACUUAAGAGUGACCCGUCCAAACUGGAUCUCAACAAGCCACUUUUUAUUGACACAAAACUUCGGCCCAAUGUUGAAGUAAGUUUUUCCAGCACUGCCACCAUGGGCAGGCCACGGGGGGGCCUACGAAGACAGAUGACGGAAUCCAAAUUUGAAACUGAGUCCAAGUUCCAGCUUGACCUGGGCAAGAUUGAAAAAAGGCCAGAGGAGAAAAAGAACAUGCUGAUAGACAUUGUGGACACAUCCCAACAGAAGUCGGCAGGGCUGCUAAUGGUUCAUACCACAGAUGGGACCAAAACUGAGGAGAACAGCCUGUCAGAAGGAGAGAGGGAUGAGGAUGUUUGUCCAGAUAGCACCCCCGGAGAGCUUCGUGAUCCCAACCAGCCAGUUCCUUCUAAGCCUGCACCACUAAAGCCUCUCUCUGUAGUGCCACCAAAAACCAUGAUCUCUGUCAGCUCUGUAGAUGAGCCUGUCAAACUUCCCUUUGGUAUCCCUCCACCACCUCUGGCCUCUGUUGACAUUGAUGAGGAGUUUGUGUUUGCCGAACCCCUGCCUCCACCGUUAGAGUUUGCUAACAGUUUUGACAUCCCUGAAGACCAAGGGGCACUCAGUGAACUUCUGAAGCAGAAAUCCAAUGGCAUGAGUGUGAGUGGACCAACGCUUGCACCUUAUUACCCCCAUUUAACCACAAGCAACUCAAGAGAUCAAGAGAUCAAAAGACCAACUGUUCUCACCAACUGCACACCUCCCAGCUUUCCUACAGGACCUCUGGAACCUUAUGAGCCCAUUAUUGACUCAGGCAUUGAAGUGGACAGCCGGAGCAGUGGAGACCCCCAGCUGGAGACCACAAGUACGGUCUCCACUGUAUCGAGUAUCUCCACCUUAUCGUCAGAAGGAGGAGAGACCCUGGACACUUGCAUGGUCUAUGCAGAUGGUCAGGCCUUUCUGGUGGACAGGGCACAGGUCCUACCCAAACCCAAAGCCAAGUAUGCUGUCAACAAGAGCAACGCACUUUACAAGGACGCCUUAAACGAGGAGACCAUAAGCUCUUUCAGGGUGCCCUCCUCGAUCCCUCCACCACCCCUGGGAACUGCCCCACCAGAACCUCUAAAAACCCCAACACAAAGAACCUCAAAGCUUUGGGGUGAACCUCUGGAUCUGAAAACCCCACAUGGACCAGAGACGAAACCCCAAGGCUUGACAGAAAUAAAUUCUGUUCUGCAACAUGUCAGCAAAGACAAAGCACCAAAGCCAGAGGAAGCUCUAGACUCUCCCCCAGGAUGUAGAACUCAUUUUGGAUUGAGAAAUCAGGACAGUGUGUCCCUCAUCUCAGGAACCCAGCCGAACCCCGGAGUGUCCUUCACCAAUCAGCCCGGUCCGAACGUGCCUGCGCCAUCGCCAUGCCGACAGGCUGAGAGCUUGCAUCACCAUCGCCAUCCCUCGAGCCCGAGCCUCACAUCUCCUCCUCCAAUUCUGAGCUGCUCCUCGUCAUCCUCCUCUCUACCUGCCGUGAGCACCACGUCCUCGGUACAGGGCCGAAGUCGCUCACCUUCGCCCCUCUCGUUCCUUCAGGCCGCCUCCGGCAAGCCAUUCGCCUCCAAGGCGGUUCUUUCGUGGACCAAACAGGACGUGGCUGACUGGCUAGAAAGCCUCAACCUGGCUGAACACAGAGACGCCUUCCUGGAGAACGACAUAGAGGGCACACACCUGCCCAGCCUGCAGAAACAGGACCUAAUUGACCUAGGAGUGACACGCGUCGGCCAUCGCAUGAACAUCGAACGUGCACUCAAGCUGCUGCUUGACAGAUGAGAGUGGGACAGCACAAGCAAUUGUUUUUUGGUUCUUGAGCUUCAUUUGUUCCUUACUCAUUUUUCUUUUGCUUAUUUUAAUACCUUGGGGAUUUUUUCCAUGUCAGCUGGAAAGGAUUUCUAGGGAGCACUUGCAUCCUGAAGAAAAUUUUUCUUCAAGAAAGCUCUUCUCACAUGAAAGUUCCAGCCGGUGAUGGACGACGUCAAGCCAAACACACUGUACAGUCCCCACACACACAUUCACACACACACACCAGAGCUCUUUGCUGUUUUUGGGUUUUAUGGACUCAGGCCUCGUGCAAAUUAACUGAAGAACCAGCAGAGCUGGCCUUCCAUUUUCUAUCUUUGCUAAGACAAUUAUCCAGAGAAUAUUUCUUCAGCAACUAGGGAAGGAUCGUCUGAGUAUUGGCUGAAAAGUCAUGCUUUUUUUUUUCCUUCCUUCUUCUACGUAUUUGACCCGGACCUACAUGGAUUUUUUUCAAGAUGACCGCAUUUUGGUAUCCAGCUGUUCCUCAGUUCACAUGUUCAUGACCCAAGCAUCUUGACCAGAAACGUCAAGGGUCACUUAUGUGCAUGUGUGUGUGUGUGUGUGUGUGUUUGUGUGUGUGUGUGUGUGUGUAAAGACAUCAUGCUUUUUCCAUAUUUAUGUCUUUGAAUGCAGUAAAACAUGAGGUACUUGUCAGAAUGGGUCAAAAUCACUCAAGUCUUUCUGCAGUGUAAUAUCUACUGAUAUUACAUGUCUUCCACAUUGUGAGGUUUGACUGCAUUCCUGCCACUUGCUUUCGUUUAGUUCUUUUUCGUUUUAUGAUCAUCUUCCAGCUGUUUUACUUUGGUUGUCAUGACAACGACUGACGAGUAUUUGAUUUAACUGGAUUACCGGAGCGAAGAUGUUCGUGCCGGGUUUAGCGUAUUUACGUUCGAACGUUUGAAGAGUUGCCUUCAGAGAAACGUCCCUUAUGUCUCAGGACACAGCUGUUAGACACAAGGCUACACUUGAUCCAAUGACCUGAAUGUGUCUUUCCUCUACUGCAGGCAACAUCGUCAUACAUAUUCUGUCUCGACCUAAAACGGUCAGCGGUUUACUAGAUAUUUUAUAGUUGCUUUGUGAUUCGAAUGCAAGAGAGUGAACCCUUUUUUUCCCAUGCUGUUGUUUUAGGCAAUCUGUAACUGCACUGAAUUUUUUUCCCCCUUUUUUCAGAUGUACGAUUUACAGAUUACUCAUUCCUGCAGUGCUGCUUUGGUCUUAAGUUUGUGUUAUGGGAUAAUCAUGCCUUUUUUGCUUUACGUUCAGGAAUUUUUUUUUUUUUUUUUCGCUUAUAUUUAUUCAUUUGGCAGCUUCAAAUAAGUGAGCCACAAUGCUGUCUAAAAAUAAAGCUGAGGAGUUAAAGGUUUAUUUAAAGAGCAACUCCACUGAUUUCAUAAAAAAGCUCUGCUAUGGUACUGUAUCAAGAACUGACCUCGGAGUCAAGGUGUGUGACGUCAGUUUAUCCAGGGAGCAAAGCUUAUUCAUUUCCUCACAAUCAAAAUACCUCAGUGUGCAGGUGAAUCAGACACAAACAUGCCAUACCAAUCGAGCAGUUCUGUUUUGUUGCAGUGGUUCAUGUAGGUUAGUUUUUUACUUGAAAGUCAUUCGCCUCGCAGAUGAGUGUAACAUACAGUAGUGUCAAAUGCCUUAAAAAAUAUUUGACAUUACCCAAAGCUCGGCACCAGGACAUGAUCCUCACGGAGGGAACAAAAUCUCCUUUGUUUUUUUUAUUAAUAGCUGAUUGUGUUGGAUGUGGAAGGGUAGGAUUUAUGUUUGUGUCACCGGUUACGAGGUGGUUCCAAAAAGUUUUGAGACUCGCUCUGUUUACGAGAAAGUACUUUAUUUAUCUAUGUUUACAUACUAUCACCUUCAUAUUAGUCCCAAUGCACAGCAAUACAGCGCUCCCAGCGUUCCUACCACUUCCUGAAAGUCUUCUUUUCAAAACGUGUCCAGCACCUUCUGCAAUUCACACUGGAUCAAAACAACUGGAUCUUCAUCUUUGGGUCCACAGGAGCCAAAUCGGGCGAAUAGGGUGGGUGUGGAAGUGAGAUCACGUGGUUCCCGGCAAGAAACUCGCGUGUAAGGGGUGUGCACGUGGUCAGAAUCGCAGACGUGGUAACGCAGGUGGUCAGAAUAGCAAAAGUCGCACAACUCCCUCUGUACACAGAAAGGUGUCUUUCAGCACACUGAAUUACGAAGGUCGGUGCUCCCUGUGAUUGUGCGUGCAGCCUCGUGCUGUAAUCUGAUGGCAUGUUACUAUACUAGUCUUAGAACUUUUUGAUACCACCUCGUAUCUUUAGGAAAAUGAGCCAACAAAAUAGAUUUGAAUAUAUGACCAGUUGGGUCAGAAAGUCUUAGACCUCUAGAAAAGACUGCUUUGAUUUUAUAAUGUAGUAUAAAUAUUUUUUUAUGACGAUAUGCUCUGCAAGAAUGUCAGGAACAUUUUACAAUCCAUGAUAUCGCAAAUCAAAGUGUCUCCAGUGAAAAGGAUUUGACAAAAAAUGUAACAGUGAACAGUGUGAGUACACGCAGGUCUGCAUAAUCUAGUAACCAAGAACUAGUCCUGAAUAUUCAAUUAUAUUAUAUAUAUACAGUGGAACCUCGAUACUCGCGACCUCGAUAGUUCGCGACUUUUCGUUCGGAACCAGACUGAUAGUAAAAAAACCUUUAUUUUGUCGAGUUAACAGUACAGUACAAAAGUCCCCCUGAAAAAGGAACCAUCAAAAGGAGAGUCAAAACUUCGCCAUUUUUUGUUACUCACGAGGGGUCAUAGAACGUAACCCCCGCGAGUAUCGAGGUUGAACUGUAUGUAUAUAUAUAUCAGGUACUGAUAGGUUGAGGAGGCUUGGGGGUCUAGUCAGUGUUCCAAUUCAUCCCCAAGGUGUUCAGUAGGGUUAGAGCUCUAUAGCAGACUUCUUAAGAUCUCCUCUCUAACGCAUGUAAGGCGUAUCUUCAUGGAGCUGGCUUUGUGCACAGAGGCAUUGCUGGAGAGGGUUCAGAUCUGCUAGUUUGAGUGAAGGGAAAAUGUAAUACUACUGCAUCCGAAGACAUUCUGUACAACUGUGUGUCUCCAUCUUUGUUUGGAGAACAGUCAGGUAUCCCAACACUUUUGUCCAUAAAUUAUAUAUCUUGUGUGUGGUUUGUCCAUGUCAUUUCAGACUACACUGUACAAAGAGAAAUAACUGCAGGAGUGGGUGGGAUUGGUCACAUUAGGGAACGGCACUAAAAUAAAACCACCUCUAGUGCAGGUUAAACUAUUCAAUUCAGGCGGCCCACAACUCAUGCGUUCAUUCAUCAGAAUUCGGAGCUUCAGCUCUCAACAUAUAUAGUGUAGAUCAUCUGUAAUGUGGCCAUCACAUCACUAGAAAGGUAUAUGCAGAAAAUAGUAGCCGUCCAGUGAUCUUUAACACUUAUCCUUCAUCACGUCGCACUUAAACACGUUGAAGUAAAACAUUGUGUGUGUUAAAGAACAGGCAAAGUGUUACAGUCAUUACGUGCUGCCAAGGAAACAAAGUCGUCAACAGAUUGAGGGACUGUUGGUGUCCUCACAUCAGGGCGACUAACAGACAGGGGCGAGACAAACAGGAAACUAAAUGCUGGAGUUGCUCUUUAAGGAACUUUCUCCUAAGCUCUGUGUCGGCUCUCUAGCAGUCGCUCAGAACCUCAAACGUUGGCCAUCAGUGAGAAAUAUUUAAUCACUUAAUCAAUAGAAUAUUUGAUCAAUUCCUACAGUGCAUAAUGGAUGCAAUGUUCUGUUUUGUAACAAAGUGCUAGCGUGAAGGAAAACUCCACCCUGUAUGAUCUUCAGUUACAUGGAAAUUCAUGGGCUUUUUGUGUUUUUUUGUUUUACUGGGACGUGUCAUCAGAAUCGCAGCAGGAUUUAACCCUUGCUUUAUUUUCUACCUAAAUACCUAAAAAGUCCCGAUCUCCCGUCUACACAGCCGUACAAACUGUUCCAUUUCCCACGAUUCAACUGACGUUAAUACCGUUAUUAAAGCCAUCAAGCUCACAGAUCACCAACUCAGAGCAACUGCAUGAAGGAUUCUGGAUCUUUGGAGUCGGUCACCAGCACCAGCAUUGUUGGAUUUCUCGUUACAAUAUGACAAUCAACUUCAGCAGAGAGUGUUCAAUGGGAUAACAAACUUUAAACUCUAAUAUACAAACUAUUUUAAUCUACAAUCUUCUGUCCUCACCUGACCAUCACACCCAUAUGCAGUUCUUUCUAAGAGGAUCUAAUGUUUUAGCACCUAGUGGACAAAAGGACAACGUGAACUCCAUGAAGACAUGGUGUGUGAAGGUUGGAGUGGAAGAACUCGAGGGUCCUGCACAGAUCCCAACUCGGACCGCCUCACCUACACAACUGUAUCAUGUAGGCGAAUCAACAUCAUUGGAUUUUACACUACAAAAUGGCGAGCAUGAUAACGUGGUAACGAUUACGUCCCGUCCCCCGUCUCCGUCCACCUCCGUGUUAAAGUGUGCAUCAAAUCAUCACCAGCAUCAUCAUAAAAAAACAGCACCAUUUGAAUCUUCAGCGAGUAUCAGGGUGGAGUUUUGCUUUAAAUAUGAACCACAGACAUUUUCGGAGAGACAAUGACAGCUAUCAGAGCUAAAGUCCAAUCAGAUAUGAUCUUGGACACACGAUAAAUCAGACGGAAAUCAUCUCCACAUUUAUCAAACUUGGUUUUAGUCACAAAAGUCACGUACGCUGUUCAGAUGAUGAUCCUUUCCAGUGAUGAUUGUGAUCAUCUCCAGCAGCGUCCUACAGUUCGUCUUUUUUUUUUACCUUGAGUGUCCUCUGUGUGUGUGUGUGUGUGUGUGUGUGUGUGUGUGUGUGUGUGUGUGUGAGUGAACUGAGUGAGGGUAACAGAGGACAGUUGAAACCCACAGCGGUGUAAGUAUGCAGUGAAAAAGUGCAGCAACAUGUUUGCUUAUCUCUACCUUAGAGGAGUUAGAGUUAUCGAUCAUCUCUAUAUAGCUUAUUUUAGGAGAAAAGAAAAACAGCACAGUAUUUUAAAGAUUUAUAGAAAUAUUUGAGAUUUUUAUGACAUUUAACUGAUUUGUGGUGUGCCAAAAAAAAUGUAUGUGAUAUCGGUUAAGAAGCAAUACACACUCUUAAGGGAAACUUUUUUUUUUUGGUUGUUUGUUUUUUC
Messenger RNA from Silurus meridionalis, 10684 nucleotides. RefSeq names its product SH3 and multiple ankyrin repeat domains 2b (gene shank2b). Gene Ontology annotation, molecular function: synaptic receptor adaptor activity; ionotropic glutamate receptor binding. The record is from RefSeq and is a predicted model, not a curated record. Gene Ontology annotation, cellular component: postsynaptic membrane; postsynaptic density; dendritic spine. NCBI's taxonomy places the organism in Eukaryota, Metazoa, Chordata, Actinopteri, Siluriformes, Siluridae. Bases 78 to 5510 code for a protein of 1810 amino acids. The transcript has 24 exons.